Messenger RNA from Limulus polyphemus (Atlantic horseshoe crab), 5840 nucleotides. RefSeq names its product voltage-dependent calcium channel type D subunit alpha-1-like. The transcript is spliced from 34 exons. The record is from RefSeq and is a predicted model, not a curated record. Lineage: Eukaryota; Metazoa; Arthropoda; Merostomata; Xiphosura; Limulidae. Gene Ontology annotation, cellular component: voltage-gated calcium channel complex; membrane. Gene Ontology annotation, molecular function: high voltage-gated calcium channel activity. Bases 122 to 5008 code for a protein of 1628 amino acids. Gene Ontology annotation, biological process: calcium ion import across plasma membrane.
ACACAACAACUUUGGGCUACCUGAUGUGUUCGUCGUGGAGAAUCGAACCCUGGAUUUGAGCCUUGAAAGUUCGAAGACUUACUACUGUCUCACCGAGUGAACUGCUGAAGACGAACAACAUAUGGAUGAGCCGCUGGCUCAUUGUGAACUUCCACCUAGUGGAGAACAUUGGAAGCACCAUCAAGUAUAUAAUGGACGUUUAUCGUCUUCUGCCUCCUUACCAGCUCUUUGUGAUUUAUCUUCAAAAGACGUUACUGUUCCUAUUCCAGAGAUCAGUCAUCGCCAAAUUACCCCAUCUGGUGGUCAGGUGCGUUCAUCUAGUAGCGUUGGUUACUUACAAACUGGUAUAGGCAUUAAUACUGGAACCGGAAGCAUUCAUAGUAAAGGAAGUGACACCAAGCCCCUGUCUAGUGCGUGGAAAACAGCACUUGGUGCAGCUUCAACCCAAACGGCUCUGAAUCGUGAAAGAAGAAAACCUUUCCGAAAAGGCCCCAAAAUAGCAGAGAGACCAGUUCGUGCACUGUAUUGUCUAUCACUUAAAAACCCUAUAAGAAGAACGUGUAUUGGCAUCGUGGAGUGGAAAUAUCCUUUUGUGAGAAAAAUGGUAUUCUUUAUAAAUGUUCGAGAGAUUGCCUUUGAAAACCCACAUCCUUGUUCAGAAGGGUCAAAUGGCUACCAUUGUGAUGCUUUCCAAAAUCUCACAUGUAAAGAAUUCUGGGAAGGACCUAACUCUGGCAUAACAAAUUUUGAUAAUUUUGGUCUUGCCAUGCUUACAGUAUUCCAAUGUGUGACCACUGAGGGUUGGACAAGUGUUUUAUAUGAUAUUAAUGACUCCAUGGGGAACGAGUGGCCCUGGAUUUAUUUUGUCAGUUUGGUCAUCAUAGGAUCAUUUUUUGUGCUCAAUCUUGUUUUAGGUGUUCUUAGUGGAGAGUUUUCUAAAGAAAGAGAAAAAGCAAAAGCUAGAGGUGAUUUUCAUAAACUUCGAGAAAAGCAACAAAUAGAGGAAGAUCUGAGGGGAUACUUAGACUGGAUCACCCAGGCUGAGGAUAUUGAACCAGAUGAAAAGGAAAAAGAUGAAGAAUCCAGACACGGAAAAGAAGAAGAAUCUGAAUCUUGUGAUAAAGUAAAAGGAGAAACAAACAGCACGAAAAUUCUAAAACCUCCUUCCAGGUGGUCUUUGAAAAGGAAGCAGUUUGGUAGACAAAAUAGGAAAUUGAGGAGAGUUUGUCGUAAGGUUGUUAAAUCUCAGGCUUUCUACUGGAUUGUGAUCAUUCUGGUAUUUCUAAAUACCAUAACUUUGGCUUCUGAACACUACAAACAGCCAAGUUGGUUAGACCACUUCCAAGAAGUUGCCAACAUGUGCUUUGUUGUCCUGUUUACCAUGGAAAUGUUACUGAAAAUGUACAGCUUGGGCUUCCGAGGAUAUUUUAUUUCUCUCUUCAACCGUUUUGAUUGGUUUGUAGUGAUCAGCUCCAUCAUUGAGGCUAUCCUGACCUACAAUGAUGUGAUGCCUCAGCUGGGCGUGUCAGUGCUGAGGUGUGUUCGUUUGUUGCGUAUCUUCAAAGUUACCAGGUAUUGGGCAUCUUUAAGGAACCUGGUAGCUUCUCUCAUCAACUCCAUGCGUUCUAUAGCAAGUUUACUUCUCCUGCUCUUUCUCUUUAUCAUUAUUUUUGCACUACUGGGCAUGCAGGUCUUUGGAGGAAAAUUUAACUUUGACACUACACAGGGGAAACCUCGCAGUAACUUUGACUCUUUCUGGCAGUCACUAUUGACAGUAUUUCAAAUCCUGACAGGUGAAGACUGGAAUCUUGUGAUGUAUGAUGGAAUAAAUGCUUAUGGAGGUGUAGGUUCUCCUGGUGUGUUGGCCUCCAUCUACUUUAUCAUACUGUUUAUUUGUGGUAACUAUAUUUUACUAAAUGUAUUUUUGGCCAUUGCUGUGGAUAAUCUAGCUGAUGCAGAGAGUUUGACAGCGAUUGAAAAGGAAGAGAAAGAGACUGAAAAAGAAAAAGAUCGACAGUCCCAAGAACCUUCAAGUGGACAAAAUGAAAGCAGUGAGAAGGAAGGGACAAGAAAAAAGAAGAAAAAGAAAAAACCCGAUGAAGAAGAUGAUGAAAGUGGACCCAAUAAAAUGGAUACUUCCUUGAUGAAUCAUACAUCAGGUUUAGGAGUUUCCAUGGAUAAAUGUAGAAAACUUGCUCACAUACAGAUUAAAAUAGAUUCCUGCAAAGAUGAACUAGAGGCUGAUGCUGAUAAAGGGAAGGUAGAUGAAGAUAGUUAUGAAGAGCUUGAAGUUGAUGAUGAAUAUGAUGAGGAUAUUGGAGAAGAGGAAAAUAAACAGGAUGACAUAGGGGAAGAAGAAACGACUACUGUUUCCACAGCCCGUCCACGUCGUAUUUCAGAAAUCAACAUCCCAAAAAACGUCUAUCCUAUCCCAAAAAAUUCAUCAUUUUUUCUUUUUUCUCAUACAAACAGGUUUCGAGUGCUAUGUCAUCAACUCAUCAAUAAUACAUACUUUAGUAAUAUCAUCUUACUGUGCAUCAUGAUGAGUAGUUCAACGUUAGCUGCUGAAGAUCCUCUUCAUGAUUACUCUGAUAGAAAUCACGUUCUGAACUACUUUGACUACUUCUUUACUUCUGUUUUUACUAUUGAAAUUACACUAAAGGCUGUAGCAUAUGGUCUUAUUCUUCACAAGGCUUCCUAUUGCCGUAGCGCCUUCAACAUGUUAGAUGUCUUUGUGGUCUGUGUGUCUUUACUCUCUCUUGGUAUUGAUAAUGAUGCAAUCUCUGUGGUUAAAAUUCUUCGGGUGCUGAGAGUACUACGACCACUCAGAGCUAUCAGUCGUGCCAAAGGUUUAAAGCAUGUUGUCCAGUGCGUCAUAGUAGCAGUAAAAACUAUAGGCAACCUCAUGUUGGUGACCUUUCUUCUAAACUUCAUAUUUGCUGUCAUUGGAGUACAAGUUUUUCAGUAUGUAGUGAAGUGCAUCAUUGUUGCUGUCAAAACAAUAUGCAACAUCAUGUUGGUGACUUAUCUUCUUCAGUUCAUGUUUGCUGUGAUUGGAGUACAGCUUUUCAAGGUUAUAAACCUGUUUGUAGCUGUAAUCAUGGAUAAUUUUGAUUACUUAACGCGUGAUUGGUCCAUUCUGGGUCCACAUCACCUAGAUGAGUUUGUACGACUUUGGUCAGAAUAUGAUCCAGAUGCAAGGGGAAGAAUAAAACACUUGGAUCUUGUAACGUUGUUGAGAAAAAUUUCACCACCUUUAGGGUUUGGUAAACUUUGUCCUCACAGAGUAGCUUGUAAGAGGCUCGUGUCGAUGAACAUGCCGCUAAACACCGAUGGGUCUGUGAUGUUUAAUGCCACACUGUUUGCUCUGGUCAGGACUUCAUUACGUAUAAAAACGGAAGGUAACAUUGAUGAUGCCAAUACAGAACUGCGUGCUAUAAUUAAGAAGAUUUGGAAACGUACAAGCUCAAAGCUUCUAGAUCAAAUAGUUCCACCUUCUGGAGUUGAUGAUGAUGUAACAGUGGGCAAGUUUUAUGCAACAUUUCUGAUUCAAGACUACUUUAGACGAUUCAGGAAGAGGAAGGAAGAGAAAGCUGUAAAUGAUCCAAUGAGUGCUGUGGCUUUAACUGCUGGACUUCGAAAACUUCAUGACCUUGGGCCUGAGAUCCAACGAGCAAUUUCAGGGAGUUUAGAUGUUGACGAAUUUCUUGUUGGAGUGGAUAAAGAACCCACACAUAGAAGGUAUCAUCCAUUAUUUGGAAGUAUUUGGACCACUGAACGUGGAAGGUAUCCCAAAGGAAUUCAGUCACUCCAUCUUGGCCAUUGUCAACCUCAAGCUAGAAUAUCUCCCAUUGACUCACCAUUCUCCCAUUAUACUAGGACAAAAUUCUACACUGUUAAUCAUAUCAAAUUACCACAAGACAGAUAUCUUAAUUCUGUUUAUGGACCAGAUUUAUCAAGUUCUUUCUCAGUAGAUGAUGUAGAGCUGUACUACUAUGGUGUAGUUUCUUCAUUACCAAGUUCAUCUGGGUCAACUUUACCUCUUCAUCUAACCAAUCCAUCUGAGGGGUUAACAAAGUACAAUGCCAGCUCAAUGAGUGAAAAUUUUGGAAGUGACAUCUUUCAGCUCAGAGAACUAUAUCAACAGCAUGCUCCCAGCACCUCUUUUAUGAAUAGCGGUUCCAGUUCUGAAAGUAUUCUUCCACCAGCUAGCUUUCCUGACCAGGAAAUAGUCAGUAUCCACCAAAGUCCAGCCUUAUCCUUGUUCCACAACAAAUUCAGUCUUUCUGUAGGAGAUUCUGAAGACCAAGAAGGACCCCAGCCUCCCACUCCUCCACCUCGGAAAUUUAUAAGUAGGAAUGUGAGAAGAAGUUUUCAUUUUCCCUGGCUAAAGAAGCAGUACCGUCAUGAGAAUAAUUCUGUUGUUGAUAGAUCUUCUUGUCAACAGCAGGAACCUGAUAACCAGCACUCACUUAGUCACAUUGCUGCUUCACUAAGGCUAGCUCAAUUGCCAGCUAUGGCUGUUGCCGGAAUAACACCAGAUACUGAUCGUAAGUCAAUACACAGAAGGAGCAGAGAAUCUUCCAAUAUUAUACCAGUUCAUCAAGCUUCUUACCAUGGUCAUCGACGUUAUGAUUCCCCGGUGAGGAGAACUCAACAGUUAUAUAGUAGUGCAGAAAAUCUUAUUGGUCGAAUCCUCCAUGAACAAGGAUUAGGGAAGUUUUGUGUGCGUGCUACACAGUUUGAACAUUCUGAGACAAGAAAGAUGACUGAAGAAGAGAUGGAUCAUGAGAUCCUGCAGGCAGAAAGGAAGAGAAGUACAGUGUUAGAGGACUGUGGUUUAAAGAUACAGAUUGAUGACUAUAGCGAAGUGAGAUCAGAAUGUGCCGACAUGACAAAUCACGGAUUUGUAUUGGGUGCAAGCCAUUCCUACAGAACUAAAAAUAACUCUUCUGAUGCAUCGUCCAGUAACCAUUUUAGUGAAUGUGAAGAAGAUACUAAGUUAUAGCAUCGAAGGCCACACAAUAUGUGAAACAUACUGUUAAAUGUGAAACUUUAUGUUGCAUGAAAACGUGGUUCCUGGGUAAGCCAGUGUUAUUGCUAUUACACUAGACUUCUUAACUGCUAUGGUAGAAGUAAACUUCUAUGAAAAGGCCUUAACUGACCAACAACAGAAUAAUGGUGGUGUGAUAAGCAUUGAGUGCCUUCUGUAUCCCCUUGUGAUCUGUGUAGUCACAAGUUAUCUUUGUGACAAUCCUCAUGAAAUUGUUUACUCUUCAGUGAAAUACUAACUGGUGUUUCCUGUAUCCCACAGUCCUCUCAUUUCUUGUGACACAGUUGGCUAUCCUGCAGAAUACAAAGUUUUGUCAUACCUAGUACAAAUCACAACUGUUGAUAUUCCAACAUAGGUCAGUAUUCGGUCAAUGUCCAGUCUUCCUUUAUAUUCACUAUAAUACACUGUUUCAUCUACUCAAGUGCAAAGUACAAAUCAUCAUCAUCAUCUCUGUUAGCUCUAUCCCAUUGAUAGAACAUAAUGCGAUUGUCAUUUCCAGACAAUGGUACAAGUAUUUCAUCCAGCACCAUUCAUUAAAUUAUGCUGUUGUAUUAAACCUAAUUGCUGGUAUAAAGAUUCUUUUCUAGCUGCUAUCUAAAAAAAAAAUAAAACAGUUUACUGUUACCUCAGAAUGCCGUUUUCUGUUUUCUCACUUACGAGUUUCAGUUUUUACAGCCAGCAAGAAGUAUCUUGAGACAUCAAAGUUGGCUGUUGCUGCUCAGAAGUGGACGUAGGUAACACUGGAUUUAUGUCAUCUCGAGAUACCAUUUAGGUUACCACUGAAGCU